Messenger RNA from Rotaria socialis, 1848 nucleotides. NCBI's taxonomy places the organism in Eukaryota, Metazoa, Rotifera, Eurotatoria, Philodinida, Philodinidae. The record is from the annotation of a GenBank genome assembly.
AUGUCCACACAAUCGGCUCCUUCAGUAGGCAUCGAGUUUACCAAAGUACGAAGUGUCAAAGAUGCAUUGACACUUGCUUCAUCACAAAAAUAUGACUUUCUUGUAGUACCAAUUAUUCGUAAACAAUACGGAACAGAUCUAUUGACCAACUAUGGAUCAAAACAAUCAACAUGGCCAGCAAUCGCCAGUCGAUUAAAAGGCGUUGGCGAAAGUGCUGAUAUGUCAACAGCACUUGUCGCUCUCAUUCGACAUGUUAUUGAUGUUGACUCAUCAAAUAUUCAUAUACGAAAUAAAGCUACGAAAUUACUUCAAGAAGAGCUAGCUGCUGCUCAAUAUUUUAGUGUCGCACGUGUUAUCAUUCGUAUUCGAAACGGAAAUAGUACAAAUCUAAUUCGUAUUGCUGCUAGUACACUGAAUACAUUAUAUUUUGCUUAUUGGUUUGUUUUUCCAACAUGUGCAUCAGGUAAUUUUGAUGACGACAGUGAAGCAGAAUUGCAACCUUGGCUUUGGUGGAAUAAAAUCUAUAAAUUACUAGACUACCAUGGAAAAGUUUAUCCAGUAUUAGAAUUAUCGGCUGAUGUACCCAGUGAACAAGCUCAAAAACGUUGGUUAGGUGAACCAGUACGAGCUGUUAUAUUACCAACAAAAAUUUUUACGACGAAUGCAAAAGGUUUUCCCGUUCUUUCACCUGCUCAUCAACUUUUUAUAAUAAAAUUAAUUAAACUUAAAGUUCAAUUUAUUAUCAAAGGUAUUAAUCCAAAUGAUUCAGCACUAUUCGAACCUUAUUUACAAUAUCUUAAAUAUAUCACGCGCCAAACAGAGCCGACUAAUCGUGUACUUGAAGCAUUUACACAUGGUUAUGAAGAUCGACUACAAGUGCCACUGCAACCAUUGGCUGAUAAUCUUGAAUCACGUACAUAUGAAAUAUUUGAGAAAGAUCCAAUAAAAUAUGUUCAAUAUGAAAAGGCUGUUUAUCAAGCCUUAAUCGAACGAUAUGAUCCAAAAACAACUGUAAUCAUUAUGGUUGUCGGUGCCGGUCGUGGUCCAUUAGUUAACCGAGCACUUGAAGCAGCUGAUCGAGCCAAAUAUAAAGUACAUAUUUAUGCAGUCGAGAAAAAUCCUAUGGCAAUUAUUUCUCUUUAUGCUCAAAAACAAGAAUGGGCCGAUCGUGUGACGAUCAUUCAUCAAGAUAUGCGUUCAUGGCAACCAGAAUGUAAAGCUGAUAUUAUGGUUAGUGAAUUAUUAGGUUCAUUUGGUGAUAAUGAACUAUCACCGGAAUGUUUGGACGGAGCACAACGUUACUUAAAAGACGAUGGAAUUAGUAUUCCUUAUGCUUACACUUCAUUUAUCAGUCCUGUACAAUCACCGCGUAUAUUUUCAGAAUUACUUUACAACCGAGAUGCCAAUAAACCUUAUUACGCUAAUUUUGAAACACCGUUCGUUGUUUAUUUACAUAAUUGCUUUUUCUUGGCUGAAACUAAACCAUUAUUUACUUUUUUACAUCCAAAUUUUGCGACUCCUAUAGAUAAUUCAAGAUACGAGGAAGUAGAAUUCACGAUACCAGCAACAGGUACUAUGCAUGGUUUAGCGGGUUUUUUCGAAGCAAAAUUGUAUAAAGACAUAACUAUUAGCAUUGAACCCAAUACACACUCAAAGAAUCUAAUAAGUUGGUUUCCAAUGUUUUUUCCGAUUCGAGAACCGGUGACAUUACAAGCUAAUUCGAAAAUAAAAGUUAACUUUUGGCGUUGUUGUUCAUCAUCUCAAGUAUGGUAUGAAUGGACAGUUAUUGAGCCUACAACAUUGCCUAUACAUAAUCCUACUGGCCGAUCAUUUUCUAUUGGAAAAUAA